AGUUUGCAGUAUAAGUCACGGGUUGGAUGCUGAAUCUGGCACAAGUCCAAACAAGGGAUGCACUUUACACCAAUGAGAGCAUCCAUUUCAACAAUCAGUCCCCCAUAUGGCACCAAGGCCCCUCCUCCACGCUCCAUCCCGGCACUCAUUGAUGCUUCAAAUCACUACGAGCCCCAUGGCUGUCGGAUCAGCUGUUUUUGAUCCGAUCUAGCCUCGUGACAAAGGAAGACUUUCUGCACAAAAAGUAUUUAGAAAUAUUUCGAGUCCAGUUCGGUCUCAUCUGUCUUUGCAGUUGAACCCAGCACACGAACAGCUGCGCGCAGGCUGAGGCACGCUCGUGGAGGAUGCUCGCACUCCGUGGAGAAAUCUGUUUACAAUCGCCGAGUGAACAUUGACAGGAAAUCUGUUUGGGUUUCAGUGAAGGAUUUUAUUUUUUAGUUUCCACACGGCAUCAUUCGUCUUUUCUUUAAAAAAAUUCUAUCAUUUCCAUCCCAGAGCGCUCUGGAGAAGCGCGGCGCCUCAAGGGGAACCUUCUGUUGUUAAAGUGCUGUAGCUGCAUGUCCAGCGCACAUUUUUACCUUUUAAGUUACUCAAGUUCACUGAAGCAUCCGGACAAGGCUUAAAUGUUCGGUAUCCAGGAGCAUCUGAUACGAGAAGUUAGCGGAUUAAAAGAGAGAAGUCUUGGAGAGGAGAUGGAUUCAGUCCGGUCGUGGGUGCGUAAUGUUGGAGUUGUGGAUGCGAACGUUGCAGCACAAAGCGGAGUUGCUCUGUCAAGAGCUCAUUUUGAGAAGCAGCCGCCUUCAAAUCUGCGCAAGUCCAACUUCUUCCACUUCGUCCUGGCUCUGUACGACAGACACGGCCAGCCCGUGGAGGUGGAGAGGACGGCCUUUGCGGAUUUUGUUGAGCAUGAAAAGACGGGAGAGAAGACCAACAACGGCACUCACUACAAGCUCCAGCUCCUCUACAGCAAUGGGGUUCGCACAGAGCAAGAUCUCUAUGCACGUCUCAUCGACUCUGUCACCAAACAGCCCAUAUCCUAUGAAGGACAAAACAAGAAUCCAGAAAUGUGCCGAGUUCUGCUCACACACGAGGUCAUGUGCAGUCGCUGCUGCGAGAAGAAAAGUUGUGGCAACCGAAAUGAGACCCCCUCUGAUCCAGUCAUCAUCGACAGGUUCUUCUUGAAGUUUUUCCUGAAAUGUAACCAGAAUUGUCUGAAGACAGCCGGAAACCCAAGGGAUAUGAGGAGAUUUCAGGUGGUCUUAUCAAGCACCGUUAGCGUAGAUGGACACGUUCUCGCCGUGUCGGACAACAUGUUUGUCCACAACAACUCAAAACACGGUCGGAGAGCCAGAAGACUGGAGCCAGGAGAGUCUGUGGAGAAUUCUAUGGAAUACGCUACGCCAUGUAUCAAAGCCAUCAGUCCCAGCGAGGGCUGGACCACCGGCGGGGCCAUGGUCAUAGUCAUCGGGGAGAACUUCUUCGACGGGCUGCAGGUGGUGUUUGGAAGCAUGCUAGUGUGGAGUGAGCUGAUCACUCCUCAUGCCAUACGAGUCCAAACGCCUCCUCGCCACAUCCCGGGGGUCGUGGAGGUCACGCUGUCUUACAAAUCCAAGCAGUUCUGUAAGGGAGCACCCGGGCGCUUCAUCUACACAGCACUUAAUGAGCCAACCAUAGACUACGGUUUCCAGCGCCUUCAGAAAGUGAUUCCUCGACAUCCAGGCGAUCCAGAGAAACUUGCAAAGGAGAUUCUCCUGAAAAGAGCGGCAGAUCUGGUGGAGGCUCUGUAUGGAAAUCCACACAGUAAUCAGGACAUGCUGCUGAAACGAGCCGCUGACAUCGCUGAGGCUCUCUACAGCGUCCCCCGUCCUCACAGCCAGCUGCAGGCUCUUCCCAGCUCCCCAGCACAUGGCAGCGUCAUGGGUCUGGGCUCCUAUCCCUCUCAGCUCGGUGUUAGCAUCGGAGAGCCAGGACAGAGCAGUCAAGGUUACAUCCGAAACCCCAGCAGUUUGUCUCCCAGGGGUUACCCAUCUGCUUCCACCCCCCAGCAGUCAAGCUAUGGCAGCAGUGGGGGGAUGACUGGAGGAUAUGGGACUGUCCCCAUGACAAGUUUAGGAGUUCCAGGAUCUCCUGGCUUCAGCAGUGCUUCUCCUACAAGCUCUCCAUACAUAAUGCCCUCCAGCCCCACCAUACCAGGAAGCUCCAGCUCCUCAUCCUCUCUUUUGCCUUUCUCCUCCUUCCCGUCAGCUGCUAAACAGAAAAGCGCUUUUGCUCCUGUCCUCAGACCCCAAGGUUCUCCCUCCCCUGCCUGUCCCGCUUCAGCGGGGAACACCUUCAGAGGUAGCCAUCCAACUCACUAUCUGACGCCGCUGUCUGAACUCACGAAUGCAGUCUAACCCCCUCUACUAACAAACUGGAAAGCUAUGACUGAACCAGACAGAAAACGCUUGCUGGAUGUACAUUAACGAAAGACCUGCCAGGCUAGAAUGAUAGCUUUUGUAUAUGUUUUUCUCUCCAGCGAUGACGGGCCUGGUUGUCCCCCCGAUGUAGCUACCCCAUUCUGCCCCAGACCGCUGCUUGAUUUAGCCCUUCUUUUGCCGCUGUGGGGGCAGGGAAAAAUGGGAAUUUCAUCCCUAGCGCUCUUGUAUAACUUUCCUCCUCCAGCUGUCAAACUCAGUCCUGUCGUCAUCCAGACCAAUAAACAGAACGAGGAAUAAAAAAGUCCAAAGAGGAGCCUUCUUCUCCAGAGGAAGAGCAGAACCAACAAUUUCAGAGACACUUCUCAGCAAACCGCAUCAGACUGGACCGGAAAACAGCUGUUUCUGUGCAGCAUCGGAAAGGAAACAAAAAGGAGAGAGACUUCCGAUCUUACCUGGAGCUUCAGGAUCUACACUAACCUCGAUCAGACUUAGAAGAUGCGCUGAACAGGCGCACUGAGAGUUGACAGGUGGCAGACAACCACUCCAAUAAGCAGGGUGCUAUUUUGUUAGAGGACGGACACCUGAAAAGGCAUGUGUGUACCACUGUCUGUGAGCUAGUGACAGAUUUUUUUUUGUAUUAGACUUUUCUAAGUCAAUUUACAUUCCAGAAGAAUAGUCCCUUUAUUUUUUCUUUUCUAAUCUCCAUGGUUUGUCGAGGGUAAAACCUUUCUCUCAUGGGUUAUUACUAAAGAAAUUCAUAUAUUGAUUUAUUUAAAAACAAGCAAUUUAACUUAUUAUAGUUAGUUUAGGGAAUAAUAUAAAUGUGUUUUUACAAAGUGGUUCUUUUUCCAGUUAUUAUUGACACAAAGUUUUUCAGAAAUUGGCAGCAAGUUUGAUAAAUGAUCAUUGAAAUUUUCUUUUUCCAGUAAUGAAAGAAAAACAUCCUAAAUUUUAGGUUUUCCUUGUAGCAAAAUACAUACUUUACGCCCACAAUUACAAAAAUUGUGGCCCUUUGUGUGAAAGAAAAUGUUAGUUUGCCUUAUCCUUUUAAAGUUUACUUAAAAUGCAUGCUUUGUACACCAACAUUUCCAAUUUAUUCACAAUUAGUUAUAGAUUUUUCAGGAUUUCUUCACAACAUCACAAACCAUUACAAGGAGAGAAGUCACUAUGCAGUAUGGAAACUAUAAGCACAGCAGCUUGAAAGAAAAGACGCAGGUGCAUAAGGUGAUCUCUGACCCUUAUUAGCCUGUUCUUACCGUUAUUAUUCAUUUUGUCAUCACAACACAAACUGCUUUCUCAGGACACAAAAACAAAGAGUAGAUGACAUGUGCAAAUUUUCUUUUUUUGUAGAACACGGUUAUUUAUUUAAAUAAUUAUUAGCAAUUUAUUAUUAUUAUUAUUAUUUUUUAAAGCCAUCCUUCUUUAAGCAACAGUACAAACUAUUGGUGCAAAUGUGAUUUGUAAAUUUUAAGGUGUAACUAUAUUUUGUGGUCGAAAUAAAACAUGAAAAAAACAACAAACGAAAAAUCUGUUAAUUAUUUAAAGAGCAAAUGCUGUUGUGUUUUUAUGCUACAUUUUCUGUACAUCAAGAUGCUCCUGCAAGGUUCACUCCAUAUCUCAAGGUGUGGCUGGAUCUAUUUUUGACUGUGCCCAUCACCUGUGUGCUCGUGCAGACUGUUACUUUGUUUUGUACACAUAGUUGAUGAGCUGCAGCAUCUUAAUUGUGAUGCGAGCGUUAAAGACUGAGUAGAGCAUGUCAAGAUAAACAACUCCCCCCCUCCUUCCCAUCUCGCUCCUCUCCAAUAAGCCUGCUUCUCUCGGAGGACCGAGCCUCUGGGGGCCCAAGUGAGAACCGCGAGUCUCCCUCCAUCACGGCCCCUUCCUCUCCUUUAAAAACUCACCCACACACUUGGAGGGGCUUUUUUUUUUCUCCGUCUUUGUUAGGUACCGCUUCAUCCCUUCUUUUCUUCCUCUCCUUUCUCUUGCUGUGGCCCUUCUCUGUUAAUGUAAUUAGCACUGCUAAAGAAGGGCAGUUAAUUACCCACUCUAUUUUGAUCGGGUAAUUAAUGUUAUGCCAGGAAACAGCAACUGUUUCAUUAACAUAGCCCUCAAAGCAGUGCGGGGGUUGGGUGGUACCCGGUGGACACAUGUCUGCACCGACUCAAACUCUGAGUGUUUGUAAGUGUGCAAACUGUAUUUCGGGAGUCUGAUCUGACCUCGGCUGCGUUGGUCGCAGCUUCUCUCGGUGUCACCGCAAGGAACACUUGGCACCUGCAUCCUCCUUCUUGUCUCUCCUUUGAUAUGCUGUUAAUUUGACAAGUUAAAGUCAGCUUUGUUGCCAGCACCCAAGCAUUCGUCUUGCUGAGUGCUCCUUCUGCCCAGUGGUGCAGGAGCCAUAUGCUCCACUUUCACAUGACUGUUUUGUUUGUUGCCGUUCUCGCGAGCGCAGCGGUGCCAUUUACCGUUUUUCUGAUCACAGUUUGUAUAAAGACAGCAUGAGAUGCCACCUGCCACCGAGUCAUUCCACAUCACACAUUCACAUCAGAGCAUCCAGCUGCCGGGUGUACGAGAGCACAAGCGUG
This is a messenger RNA of Oryzias melastigma (Indian medaka), 4999 nucleotides long. RefSeq names its product EBF transcription factor 2 (gene ebf2). Gene Ontology annotation, molecular function: RNA polymerase II cis-regulatory region sequence-specific DNA binding; DNA-binding transcription factor activity, RNA polymerase II-specific. The transcript is spliced from 15 exons. NCBI's taxonomy places the organism in Eukaryota, Metazoa, Chordata, Actinopteri, Beloniformes, Adrianichthyidae. Bases 624 to 2393 code for a protein of 589 amino acids. The record is from RefSeq and is a predicted model, not a curated record. Gene Ontology annotation, biological process: regulation of transcription by RNA polymerase II.